Messenger RNA from Talpa occidentalis (Iberian mole), 2822 nucleotides. It is a transcript of the gene EXTL1, whose product is annotated as exostosin like glycosyltransferase 1. The record is from RefSeq and is a predicted model, not a curated record. Lineage: Eukaryota; Metazoa; Chordata; Mammalia; Eulipotyphla; Talpidae. Gene Ontology annotation, cellular component: membrane. The coding region runs from base 798 to 2822 and encodes 674 amino acids. The transcript has 11 exons. Gene Ontology annotation, molecular function: glycosyltransferase activity.
AGAAGGCACCGCGGGGGCUUGCCGGCUGUGGGACAGAGACUUGGCACGGGGUCCCUGGCUUCUGCACCCUGAUAGCUCCGAGCCAGAGGGUGCAGCUGCUGGGUGGGGGAAGAAGGAGCUGAGUUACCUGAGCCGGGGACAGCAGCGGGUAGGAGAGGACCACAACCCAGAUCCCUCCUGGGGCUACCCACGCAGGGGGAGCAUCCAGGCCUUGACCUCAGCUGACCCUGAUAGCCUAGAUGGGGUGCAAGGUCUAAUUUUAGCUAGAGUUCCAGGGCCCAAGUCCAGGAGUAGCCAGGGGACACCAGGGCUGCUCAGGGGUAGCUCAGGCAGGGGACAGACUGGGGAGACCAGACCUGCUUCCUUCCAGCCUUGCACCCUGGCCAAGCCCUGAUGAGUCCCCCAUGGCCUGGCACACGACCCUCCCUUCUGUUGAGGGGAAAGUCAGGAGGUGCAGCCAGGAGGGCAGAAGGACACGGCCUUGCAGUCCUGACAGGGGUUGCAUCAGCCUGAGAGGGCCCCAGAAGCAGAGCCCCUGCUGAGAGCAAAGGUUGACUUGUCCAAAGGCCGAGGAAGCAGAGUCCGGACCACAGGAGGACAAGGCCAGAAAGCUGGGUCUCCCGACCUCCUCGUGCCUGACCGGCUUGACCUGACACCGGCAGCCCGCUCUCCCCGGCCUCAGCCGUCCUAUCUGUACAAUGAGGACACUGAACUAGAAGGUCCAGUGCAGCUCUGGCAACCCACCCCCAGACCCCCCACUCUUCUGGCUUUCCCCAGGCCUGGCUGCAAGUGGCCACAUGCAGUUGUGCAGAAGAAAGUCCCUCUGGCUGGCACUGUUGGCCUCCUGGCUCCUUGUCCUCCUGAGAGUCCUGCCACUCCUUCUUCACCUGGCAGUGCCUGCCAGACCUCGGCCAGAGGCCCCGGAAGGCUGGCCCCACUGGUUGGAUGCUGAGUUCCUACAGAGCUUCUCCAAGCCUGGGGAGCUCCUGGAAGAUGCCCCUCGACCGCCUCUGGCCCCCCACAGUGGCAGCUGUGACUGGGGAGCUUGCUUUGACUCUUCCAAGUGCAGGGGCGGUGGCCUCAAGGUAUUCGCUUACCCGGCGACUGGACAGAGCUCGGAGACUCACCGCAGGAUCCUGGCUUCCAUCGAGGGCUCCCGAUACCAUACAUUCAGCCCUGCCGAGGCCUGCCUCUUCCUCCUCCUCAGUCUGGACACCCCGGCUGGAGAUUGCAGCCUGGUGCCCCCCCAGUGGAAUGGGGGCAGGAACCAUCUGGUCCUCAGUCUCCAGUCAGCCCCCUGUUCCCAGACCUUCCGGCUGGGACAGGCAAUGGUGGCCGAGGCCAGCCCGGCAAUGGACAUAUUCCGGCCCGGCUUCGACGUGGCCCUCCCGCUUCUCCCUGCAGCCCACCCGUGGCGAGGCAGGGCUCCUGGCCAGCUGCGACAGCACAGCCCCCAGCCCGGGGUGGCCCUGCUAGCCCUGGCAGAAGAGAGGGGCGGGUGGCGUGUGGCAGGCAGCGACUCUGCCUGCCCCUGGGAUGGGCGCUGUGAACGGAACCCUGGAUCUGAGCAGACCCAGCCUGGGGCAACGCUGCCCAAUGCCACCUUUUGCCUCAUCCCUGGCCACCGUCCUGAUGCCUCGCGCUUCUUCCAAGCCCUGAAGGCUGGCUGCAUCCCUGUGCUGCUCAGCCCUCGCUGGGUGCUGCCCUUCUCCGAGGUCAUUGAUUGGACUAAGGCGGCCAUCGUAGCUGACGAGAGGCUCCCACUUCAGGUCCUGGCUGCCCUCCAGGAGAUGCCCCCCGCACGAGUCCUUGCCUUGCGUCAGCAGACCCAGUUUCUAUGGGAUGCCUACUUCUCCUCAGUGGAGAAGGUCAUCUAUACCACUCUGGAGGUUAUUCAGAACCGGGUCUUUGGAGCUACUGCUCACGCAUCGCUGCUGUGGAACACCCCCCCUGGGGCACUCCUGGCCCUGCCCACUUUUUCUACAAGCCCCUCAGACUUCCCCUUCUACUACCGACAACACGGCUCUCACCCUGGAGGCAGGUUCAGCGCCCUGAUCUGGGUGGGGGCCCUAAGCCAGCCCCCGCUGAAGCUCAUCCAGGCGGUGGCAGGCUCCCAACACUGUGCCCAGAUCUUGGUUCUCUGGGGCAGCGAGAGCCUACCCCCACCCAGGUGGCCCAAGACAUCAGUGCCCUUGACAGUCAUUGAUGCUCACAGGAAGGCCAGCAACCGCUUCUUCCCCUACAGUGCCAUCAGCACCAACGCCAUCCUCAGCCUCGAUGCCCACAGCAGUCUUUCCACAAGUGAGGUGGACUUCGCUUUUGUGGUGUGGCAGAGCUUCCCGGAGCGGAUGGUGGGCUUUCUGACCUGGAGCCACUUCUGGGACGAGGCUCGGGAUGGCUGGGCCUACACUGCAGAGAAGACCAACGAGUUCUCCAUGGUGCUCACCUCAGCUGCCUUCUACCAUCGGUAUUACCACACCCUCUUCACCCACUCCCUGCCCAAGGCUCUGAGGACCCUGGCGGAUGAGGUGCCCUUCUGCGUGGACGUCGUGAUGAACUGCCUCGUAGCAGCGGUCACCAAGCUGCCACCUAUCAAGGUGCCCUAUGGGAAGCAGCACCAGGAGGCCAGACCCCUAGCGGCGCCCGGCGACGCAGAGCCCUGGCGGGAGCCGCAGCCCGCCGCCCACGACUGCAUCAACCGCACGGCGGCAGCGUUCGGCUACAUGCCCCUGGUGUCCUCGCGCCUGCGCCUGGACCCGGUGCUCUUCAAGGACCCGGUGUCGGUGCUGCGCAAGCGGUACCGCGGCCUGGAGAGGCCCUAG